UUCCAGCAAUGACAUGUACAGGAUGCUGCUUCCAUUAUUGCUAAAAAUGACAUGUAUAAAUAAGACACGGUUUCUCGAGUAUUCCAGUUGGUAGUUCUUUAGGUACUCUUGUUCUUUUUUUUUACUUACAACCGAAAACAUCCUUACUUUAUUCAACAACGAUUCUUUUCAAAAUGCAGUUCUUCUCAUUCAGCACUCUUGCCCUGGUCGCUGUUUUUGCCACCGCUGUCGUGCGCGCCGAUGCCUAUGCUGAUGCCCUUGCUGAAGCCGAGGCCGCCCCCGAAGCAAUUGCCGAGCCGCAGGGUGGAUUUGGCAGCUGGAGAUGGCAGCAGUGCAACUGGCGCUGCCGUGGUCGCUGGGACUACCAUCAGUGCAUGCGCUGGUGCCUGUUUUAAAAGUUAGACGUUGUGCCACGUCCUAUUUUGCCCCACCUGUAUGGAAAC
This is a messenger RNA of Kickxella alabastrina, 443 nucleotides long. RefSeq lists its product as uncharacterized. The record is from RefSeq and is a predicted model, not a curated record. The coding region runs from base 174 to 395 and encodes 73 amino acids. The transcript has a single exon. NCBI's taxonomy places the organism in Eukaryota, Fungi, Kickxellomycota, Kickxellomycetes, Kickxellales, Kickxellaceae.